This is a messenger RNA of Poecilia latipinna (sailfin molly), 865 nucleotides long. RefSeq names its product KIAA1143 ortholog. The record is from RefSeq and is a predicted model, not a curated record. The transcript has 3 exons. Lineage: Eukaryota; Metazoa; Chordata; Actinopteri; Cyprinodontiformes; Poeciliidae. Bases 89 to 571 code for a protein of 160 amino acids.
UCACAGCAGCUCUUGUAGUCACGUUCAUGUUUUGGUGCAUUAGCCUGGUUAGCCCGUUAGCUGAGCUUCUGUUGUAGAUCAUUUAGCGAUGAAUAAAGGGAAAGCUAGCGGCGUGUCGUGGGUCAAACCGGCGGAGCCGUCCUUUCUGAAGAAGUUUAAAACCGACGUGGGAUACAAAGAAGGACCAAAUGUUGACACCAAGCGUCAGGCGAUGCCCACGCCGGACGACGACAGCGGAAGCGACCGAGAAGACGAACUGCCUCAAGUCGUGGUCCUAAAGAGCGGAGACCUGAGUGCAGACGAAGUGAAGAAACUCAAGGGUGAACUGCAAACCGGAGGCGAGGGUGAGAAAGGUGAAGAAGCUCCUCCGGAUGGCAAAAUUCUCUUCAAGAAACCAGCCAAGCGCUUGUCCUCUGACAAGUUCCAGGGCAUCACUGCCAGCUCCAGCAAGAAGAAGAAGGAAGACAGAGCAGGAGAGCAGGAGGAGGACAAAGACAGAAAAUCUGGGAAGAAAGUUAAAAAUAACAGUCUGCUGUCAUUCGGAGAUGAUGAAGAGGAAGAGAACGAUUAAACGGAAGACACGAGUGAAGGAUAGAAACCAGAAGCGAUGUUGAGGAGUUAAAUGUUGUCAUGUUUGGUCUGAAAGGACGUCUCCAUUCUCCUGUGUUUGCUGCUCAGAAAUCUGAGAACAGUUUUCACCUCCAGCUGGACCAGCGAUCAUUUCUGACAAAAUCCACAACCGCUUUCAUGUGUAUCCGGUACCGCUCUGACGUCUCCAGCAAUUCCUCUACUCUUUCUGUUGCUUUUAAAAGCCAUACUUUUUCAGACUGAGUUUUUUCAGAGUUUCUAAAACUCUCCAUUGUUC